AUGUACCCUCGACCGAGUAUACUCACACGACUGGCACUACGACGAGUCCAAAAUUAUCGUAGCGGCAUUAAUAAUGGCAGAUGUAAAUGCUGCAGCUCACAGGCUCUUGUUAUACCUCCAAAAUUAUUGCAAAAGCGAUUUUACUCAAAACCACCCAAUCAUGUAUCCUUUUGUUUCUCGGACCUCGCAAACCAGAACAAAACUCAUGUACUUGAUGCUGACCCUAAAAAGUACCUCAAUUUUGCGCUACGAUGGAUGUUAAAGUCGCAGCCUCAACUGCAAACACUAGAAUUUAUUUUAUCCAAUUAUCACGAGUUAGAGACCAGUCUCCUCACAACAUUCAGUUAUGACUUACUUCAAUCGGGAAAUAUCAAAGCCGCUAUAUCUUUACAGCAUUUUUUAUUAGACAAGUGCCCCAAGUAUCAGAUUCCGAACCAGCUUUGGUCAUACUUAAUAGAUCAAGUUUGCGCUAAAUCUGACCAUGUUGGUGCCAUGUUUAUUUAUCACGAGCUUAUUGAUAACCACAAGUUCUACGCGGAGUUGAAUUUUGGAGUACAGGAGAAUGAUUUUAUUCCUUUUCUAGUUUGCGACUCCGUGCUUGUUCGACUCGCUACAAUUUUUGCAAAUAAUGAAGACCAUUUGCGAAUACUGGGAUUAUUACGAUAUUUCAGACGUUUCUACUCAUAUUUGCACCAUAGGGACAAUUACCGGGCUAUGUUACUGCUUCUAAUUGAAUCACACGCGAAACUGGGUAAUUUGAAACCCGCAUUGGAUUCAUUUAGAAGGCUAGCACUCAUAACCAAAGAUUACCAACCGUACAACGAAGCUUUGCUCAAUAACAGCCAACCAGUGGAGAAAGUCCAAGAGGAAGAAAUUCGGUGGCGAGAUGCAAAUAUUGAAGCCAAUGAAUACAAAUAUGAGUUUGAACCAAAGGAAAACUUUGAUAUUCACCAGAAUUUGCUUUGUCAAUUAUGUCAAACAGAAAAAUAUACACCGUUAAUUCAUCGAAAUGUUUACUCUUUUGCAAAAACACAAUCCGGAGGCAUUGCUCAUAAUCCAAUAUUGUCAUCGGCGAUUGCUAUUACAGAUUUACCCGAAUUCAUAAACUUGCUUGCCAGUCAUUUUCUGAGUAGUAAUGAUACAUUGCAAAACAUUAGUACAAGGGCCGUCCUUGAAUUUAUAAUGCAAUGUCAUAUUGGAGUGAGUGCAUUUGUCAUUUCAGCAUUGUGCAAAGUCGGAAAUACAAAGCAAGCUUUCUUGGUCAUGCAAGCCUUGAUGAACAAGACAUCAAAAAGGAAUGCUUCGAGAAACCAAAAUUUUGUGACGAUCCUCGACUCCAUAAGCGCGAGGUCUGCAACAGAUCAUCAAUUUGCUAAUGAAGUAUACAAUUAUCAUACAUUGAUAAAACGCGGAUAUGUUAAUAAACGCGUUUUGCAACUGUUUGUCCGAUUUCUAUUAACAUCUCCAUUUACUUCAUCUUCGGAUUUGUUGUCCAAAUUGGAAAAACUUAGAACAUGGAAGGAGGCUCGGAUAUUUGUUUCAAAAGACAUGUUUGCAGCUUACGAAAAUUUGGAUCCGUCGGGUAAAUUUCAUGACUUGAUCAUUUGUAAUGAGCAGAUCUAG
This is a messenger RNA of Lodderomyces elongisporus, 1623 nucleotides long. RefSeq lists its product as uncharacterized. The transcript has a single exon. The coding region runs from base 1 to 1623 and encodes 540 amino acids. NCBI's taxonomy places the organism in Eukaryota, Fungi, Ascomycota, Pichiomycetes, Serinales, Debaryomycetaceae. The record is from RefSeq and is a predicted model, not a curated record.